Messenger RNA from Zingiber officinale, 608 nucleotides. RefSeq lists its product as uncharacterized. The transcript is spliced from 2 exons. NCBI's taxonomy places the organism in Eukaryota, Viridiplantae, Streptophyta, Magnoliopsida, Zingiberales, Zingiberaceae. Bases 79 to 468 code for a protein of 129 amino acids. The record is from RefSeq and is a predicted model, not a curated record.
CUUCGGUCACGCACUUUCCUUUUCUUUCCUCACACUCUCCUUCUCCCUCGGCACUCCGCUCGACGCUAAAAAGGAAUAAUGAAGACUCCGUGCCUCAUCUCAGUCCCCUUCCCUUCUCCCUCAUUCUCUACAGAGAUGGCUUCCGCCUCUCCUUCCCUCCACUUCCUUAUCUUCAUCCUCCUCUUCGCCGCCCUCUCAUCACUCCCAACCGAGGCGGGCGCGCCGACAGCUUCGAUGCGGCCCGCAUCGACAUUGCCGGGGCUGAAAUCGGCGCUGAUCGACGAGGCCAAGCGGCGCCGGCUCAGCAACUUCCAGAUAUGCGCCCUCUGCACGUGCUGCGGCGGCCCCCGCGGCCUCUGCCUGCCCUCGCCCUGCUGCUACACCAUCAACUGCAACAUCCCCAACCGGCCCUUCGGCUUCUGCGCCUUCACCCCCAAAUCCUGCAACUGCUUCGGGUGCCAUCUCUGAAACAAUCCCCCCCCCAAAAUUCUAAUCUCCGAUUGCUUGCUCACUAGUCACCAUAUGCCGGGAGUAACACUCCCUAAAACAACUGUUUAUGCAUAAUUGGUAUUAUUGGCUCACCUAUGCGCUGCAUUUUGUGUCCUGCU